AUCUUAUUUCUAGGGUAGUAAAACAGAUUGUUAAUGAUAGUUAUGAUUCAAGGGUACUCUUCUUUCGGAAGAUGAAAAGAAGAGCUAUCUACGUGCUGCAUUGACAAGGAUCUUUCUGGAUGAUACAAGCGUUGCUAUCAAAGCCACAACUUAUGCUCUUUUAUCUUCGGCAGCUCAGUGGUUAGAUUGGAUGCGUGAAAAGAACGAUCCAUUUUUCGUGAUUCUCUCAGUUGCUAUUACCUCGACUCAGACCGACGGAAAAAUACUACUUUGGGCAUGGUUCCAACAGUUUCCUGAAGAACUGCAAGUGCAAGAUGUAUCUCCUUCGAACCUUAAGAAAACAUUUGAUGAACUUUUGAAACGUUUGGAUGAGUCAGCCGCAGAAAGAGGCUCUCACGUAACAGGUGCAGAUGCUUCCAAGCAGCCCUUGCAGCCUACCCAGGAAGAGGCAGGUCUAAUCAAUAUGGCCAGCUCUUACUUUUUACCUGGUAGUGGGGCUGUUGUUGUCACCAGAACGGUUGUGGAUGAUAUGUUGAAAGAUUGUGUCAGCCGCAUCAAGAUAGCAUUAAAUCCUCGUGCUACGGAUGGUGAAAAAGAAUGGACGAGAGCAUUCAUCGUCAACAAUCGAUUGAGAGUUUGCAUCAAUUUGGCGUUAAAAGCUAUUGAUUCUAGAGAAAAUACAGCUCUCUGUCGCGAGUUCUGCGCCUUGCUUCAAAAUGAUAUUCCUAUGGUUCGAGAAAUUUAUGAACGAUACUUUAUAGAACUUUCGUUUUUGAACAGCCAUGAUAAAGCUCAUACAGUAGCAUAA
Messenger RNA from Strongylus vulgaris, 808 nucleotides. Lineage: Eukaryota; Metazoa; Nematoda; Chromadorea; Rhabditida; Strongylidae. The record is from the annotation of a GenBank genome assembly.